This is a messenger RNA of Musca vetustissima, 2139 nucleotides long. RefSeq lists its product as uncharacterized. The record is from RefSeq and is a predicted model, not a curated record. The coding region runs from base 1 to 2139 and encodes 712 amino acids. The transcript has 2 exons. NCBI's taxonomy places the organism in Eukaryota, Metazoa, Arthropoda, Insecta, Diptera, Muscidae.
AUGGCCGAAGCAAAAAGCAUUGUCGAUACCAAAACGGAACAAUCUGUUAAUGGCGGUGCAACCUAUACCGUAAUCGAAUUCCUCAAGGACUUGAAAGAUUUACAUAACUACGACAGUGUUCUGGUGAUGCAUAAUAGCAAUACGACCAUAGCCAAGAUAUUCUACACGAACAACAACAACGCUAUGGAGGAUGCUCACAACAACACGAUCAAAUCUACAACUGCUGCGGGCAACACGUUCACAUUUAUUGAAAAAAUUCUAAAUGCAGAUGCCGCUGGAAAAUCGUUGCUGCCAUUUGUGGCAUAUCUCAUGCACCGGCUACAGGUGCCAGUUCUGCAAUUAAACGAAUGGCAACACUUUAAUCUCAAACAUCAAAUGUCCGACAAUUUACUGGCAAUUGUUCAGAUUGAUAUUAAUAGUGACGCAGAUGAUGGUAGUGGUGAUGAUGGCAUCAAAAUCACCCUGGACCAGCAUUCGGGUCUAUUGCAGAAAUUAUCGAAAUGUUUGUGGCGCAUGAAGGUGGCGAAAGUGCUAUUCUUGAUCAAUGCCCCCACGAUGAUGAAUGCCGAAAUGGUGGCCAGUGCAAACGAUGAAGAUGUUGGAUACAAUUUUGUGGAACAAUUAUUUCAACAUUGUUGGAGGCAAAAAUUACUAAAUGUGGCUGCUAUAAUGGCCAACUAUCAGAAAACUCAAAUACUUUAUCGCUUCAAUCCAUUUCCAGAGUUUCAAAUUGAAACUGUUCCAUUAGCCUUCAAUCGCUCACUGAGACAAGAGGAGAUAUUUCCACAACGUCUCAACAAUUUAAUGGGCUACAAUAUGAAUGUUGUCAUUGGUGGUUCCGAUCCUCGUAUAAUACCAUACGAAAAAGAUGGGAAACUAUUUGUAGGAGGAUUUGUUGGACAUUUUGUAUGGGCAUUUGCCAAAAAAUACAAUUGUAACCUGCAUGAACCAUUACCAUAUAACCCCAAAGUUCCGCUGCCUAGUCAAGAGCUAAUGAGAGCUGUUCGCAAUGGAACUGUAGAAUGGUCUGCUGGUGUCACAUUUCCAGAGAUACCGAUUUUAGGUUACACCUAUCCAUAUGAGUUUAUCAACUGGUGUUUGAUGAUACCAGUCGAAGCGGAUAUUCCAGGGUAUGAAUUUUUCACAUCCGUAUUUAAAGGUGAAACCUAUGUCUUCUUUAUUGCCACUUUAAUUAUUAUUUCGAUGGUAUUGAGUGCUGCUUUGUACAUUCAUGGCUAUAGGCCGGAUUUAUUUGAUAUAAUUUGUCACGAUGAUUGUUUGCGCGGAAUGCUGGGCCAAUCGUUUAGCGAGUUGCGUAAUCCACCGGUAAUAGUUCAAGCCAUAUAUUUGGAAAUUUGUAUGUUGGGUAUACUGUUGACGACCACAUAUAACGCCUACUUCUCCACUUAUGUCACCAAGGCACCAAAGACAGCCACUCUGAACACCUUGGACGAUAUUAUGGCUUCAGGUCUUAAAUGUGUCGCCUGGAAACCGGAAUAUAAUGAGAUUUUAUCCCGAGCUCCAGAAUUCAAAAAAUAUGCUCCAAUGUUUUUGGUGGAACCGAAUUAUCAAAAAUAUUUAGAGUACCGUGAAUCGUUUAAUACCCACUACGGUUAUGUGGUACCCACGACAAAAUGGACAAUUAUCACUGAGCAGCAGAAAAUGUUUACCACGCCAUUGUUUAAACAAAGUUCCAGUUUUUGUUUUUACAACAAUAUUCCAAUGGUCUUUCCGAUUCAUGAAAAUUCUCUAUUCAUUGAAGCGAUGUAUAACCUUAUGUUGGAAAUCUGGCAAUCGGGUUUAAUGAAUGUAUGGAUGGAACAUGGAUUUUUAGAGCUGAUCAAAGCUAAAAAGCUGGUGUUAUCCGAUUUGAGCAGAAAGAAAGAAUUCGAAGCAAUGAAAGUCGAUGAUUUGCUGUAUAUUUUUAUAUUUCUGGGAAUAAUGUUGGUGGUUGUGGUUUUGGUAUUCAUUGGAGAAUUGUUAGUAUUUCAUAAACAGAAGAUACGUGAAAAACUACGAAGUCUUGUGAGUACGCGCAAAGGAAAUUUGGAAAUGAAACAAAGAGAUGCUACAAAGGAAAUAUAUGAACCUGCUGGAAAUUAUGUUAGAGAUGGCCUGCUAUGGAGAAAAUUUAAUUAA